CAGGCAGUGCUAGUGUCCACGUGCUCAAACAUGGUCACCAUUUCUUUGUUCAAGUCUGUUCUCUCUCGUCUCUCCAUUCCCCCGUCCUCUAGAGUUUGUGUUGGUGUGUCUGGUGGCAGUGACAGCAUUGCUCUCACGUAUUUAGCAAAACAAGUGUUUGGUGAUGGAGUCCUAGCAGUCACUGUUGAUCAUAAUUUAAGAGAAGGAAGUGACAAAGAAGCAAUCAGAGCAAAAGAGAUUGUUGAAAGCCUAGGGGUGGAGCACAAGCUCGUUACAUGGGACUGGUCUGAAAGUGUACCGGAAGGUAGAAUUCAAAGGGUUUGCAGAGAUAGGCGAUUAUUGAAUCUUUUUGAAAUAUGUAACGAUAACAAUAUUGACAUCUUGAUGACCGGACACCACUGGAAUGACCAGAUAGAGACUUUCUUGUAUCGUAUGGCGAGGUUGAGCAGAAUUGGAGGUUUGGCUGGUUUGUCUCAUGUAACAAGAUUUGUUAACAUGCCUGGCAUUAAAGUGAUCAAGCCUCUUCUUGAUUUUAAAAAAGAUUCAUUGGUAGAAUUGUGUAAAGAGAAGAAGUUAGACUGGGUGGAAGAUCCUACAAAUUCCUCUCCUAUAUUUUGGCGUAAUACAAUCAGACUCUUUCUCAAUGACAACCCUCAACUCUACCAAGGGCUCACCGAAUUAAUAAAAACUUGUGGCAAUGCUAAAACCAAAAUGCUACAGGAAGUUCGUCAAGCAGUUAACAAAGGUGUAAAGGUUGACGAAAAUUAUGGUUAUGUAAAAGUUCACUACGAUACUUUUGUUAAUCUUCCUUAUUCGAUAGCAUUGAACCUCCUAUAUGUAAUUCUACAGUUUGUAAGAGGAGAACAUCUUCACCUGUCUACUAAGAAAUUUGAUAGAGUCUACAGAGAGUUCAAAGAUGAUGUCCUUUCUAAGAACAUCAGUUUAGGAUUCUGCAACAUCUUUCAAGAGAAGUCCACCACAAGGCGUUUGCCAUAUUUUUGCGUUGCUCGCUCAAGGGAAAGGAGCACUUUUGAUACUCAGCCAAUAAAACUAGGAGAAACGGUUCACUGGGAUAAUCGGUUUCUCCUUAGUUUGUCGAAACUACCCCCUGACACUCCUGGAGCUGGUUCCCCAAAAGAAGGAGAGGAGUUUUUCAUUAUACCAUGGCGAGAAAGAUUCAAUGCGGAGUUAACUAAAGGCGUGAGAAAAAACCGUGCUUUUGUGUUACCACCACCGAUUGCACGACAAGGACUACCUGUUGUAGUGGACAAGAAGGAUAGAAUCGUGCUCAUACCUCAUUUUAAAGUUAACGAUAGAUCUUAUGGAGUUACGUGUACCUAUCAAUUUAAGCCAAGUAUUGAUCUGUAUGACUGGGUGGAUUGGACACCACUAAUGAUUGAUAAUGCAGAUGAUAAAUAGCAUAUUUUCUCUGUUAACUCCGUACAUAAUAACAUUAUUAUAGUUACGGUUUGUAACUUUGUAUAUAUUUAAGGACAAAACAUAGCUUGUGAAUUU
Messenger RNA from Amphimedon queenslandica, 1515 nucleotides. Its product is annotated as tRNA(Ile)-lysidine synthase-like. NCBI's taxonomy places the organism in Eukaryota, Metazoa, Porifera, Demospongiae, Haplosclerida, Niphatidae. The record is from RefSeq and is a predicted model, not a curated record. The transcript is spliced from 7 exons. The coding region runs from base 31 to 1419 and encodes 462 amino acids. Gene Ontology annotation, molecular function: ligase activity, forming carbon-nitrogen bonds; ATP binding. Gene Ontology annotation, biological process: tRNA processing.